GGUUCUACAAGAGAAACCCACGACCAAAAUUCUCUUUCCAUUAAGAAGGCUCGUGAUAUGGUGCAACAUUUUGCAACAUAAGCACCAAUGAAAGGUUCAGGAAUGCAGUGGUCAUUCUCAAGCAAGGUUUCUGCUAUACCUCCGUUCCUGUCUUUCAAGGCAUCUCAAGAUGACAGGUGUAGAAAGACUGCUCAUGAUCAUCUGCUGUCAUCUGGAUUUAUGGCUCUGUCAACAACCGAUGCUCAUGAAUCCAAUCAGAAACAAUAUUCUGGCAUGGUUCAGAAGAAUAUGGUGGUUGAAAAGCAAGGUGGGAAUCUCCAUGCUGUGAUGACGUAUGGUCUACAAAAAUUUGAUGCAUGUCCACCUGUACGUUCCCAGGAAGCAAGGAUAUUUCCAGUCUCCAACCAACCAAAUCAAUCAAUUAAUCUUUCAAUGAGCCCUCCUAUUGCCCAGGCACGUCUUGUUUCCACUGGACAGACUAUGGUGGGUAAUACCGGAAUUGCACAACCUCUUGGAGGUGUUCCAAUUAUGGCUGCCCCUCUGUCUGUUGUUCCUGCAUCAAGUUCUGUCAUUGGCACCACUGAUCUUAGGAGUACUCCCAAAACUUCCACAGAACCCUCUCAGUUAACCAUAUUCUAUGCUGGUUCAGUGUGUGUUUAUGAUGAUGUGUGUCCUGAAAAGGCUCAGGCUAUUAUGCUAUUGGCUGGAAAUGGGUGUUCUACAACUGGUAAUAAGAUGAUUCCCAUGGCUCAAGCACCAGCACCAAUCCCAUGCCCUGCUUCAGCUGAUGGUGUUGGGAAAAAAUUGCAAGCUACCUUAUCAUAUUCAAACCUUUCAAGCCCUAUAUCUACAACCCCUCAUGUUAAUUUGCAUCGAGGGGGAGGAUCUAAUAGCACAAAUGAACUAGCAACUGUAAAAUCAAUUGGAGCUUUAGCAUCUUCUGUUAGCCAAUUGGAGCCUCAUAAAGUUGUUACUUCUAUAGGAUCUGCAACUAAAACACUAAUUCCUGCUACUGCAGUAGGAUCAGCCACUACGACACUAAUUCCUCCUACUUCAGUAGGAUCUUCUACUACCACGCUAAUUCCUGCUACUUCAGUAGGAGCUGCUACUACCAGGCUAAUUCCAGCAGUGGCUGUGCCUCAGGCUCGUAAAGCAUCCUUGGCUCGAUUCUUAGAGAAGCGCAAAGAAAGGGCAAUGAAUUCAACACCAUAUAAUAAUGUCAGUGGGAAAUCUCCAGACUCUGGAACCCCUGGCUCUGAAGGUAUAAGUUUCUCCAUAACUUCUGCAGGAUCUAGUCCUCUCCAAGCGAUCCACUAGCACAUCUGACUUCCAAGGAUGUUUAAUGAGAGGACCAAAACCAGAACAGCAUUCUACUUUAGAUAUGUAAGGAGUCGUCAUCAGAAUGUAUUUUUAAGUUCAAUUCUUUCAAGUCUUUUUUUUUUCCCCCCUGUUUGUUAGAUAUAUGUUACAUUCCAAACAUGUAACUUAUUGUCACUUUUGUGUGUUGUAAUACAAGUAUUACAGCUCCCUUGCAAACACAAUUUUGUUCUGUACUAUGUAUUUGUAUCUUGUAGAAUUUGUUGUUCAAAUGAAACGGGCUUUUCUGU
Molecule: messenger RNA, 1607 nt
Organism: Rubroshorea leprosula
Lineage: Eukaryota; Viridiplantae; Streptophyta; Magnoliopsida; Malvales; Dipterocarpaceae
Source: the annotation of a GenBank genome assembly